CCUACACCUUGAUUUUGCUUUCUAGACGCUCAACGCACGUCAUUGCCUUUUCCGGUGGGGUAAGCCGCGUCUCUAACUCUAACCUCUCGAAAGAUCGUAGACAGGAAAGUAAAGAGGAUUACGUUGGCCGUUGCCGCCGUUCAUUUCCCCAAUGCUACUUAUGUGUUCUAGAGCGUUUCUGAUUCCUUCCAUUUCAGCAACAUAGAUCUAUUAUAAAGUUGCUUCUGCCUGUACAUGGGCAUCCCUUAUCCAAAUCUAGAUCUAGCGCUAAAAGUUACAUAGGUCAGGUUUGAAUUAGUCACAUGACCAGUGGUCAUGUGGUAAUUCUAAGACAAAAAUGGCGUUGUUAAGAGCCACAGAUAGAGGAUAUCGGUUCCUUGUUCUUUUUUUCAAUUGUAUGCUGACAUUUGGCUCAUAUUUUUGUUUUGAUAUGCCAAGUGUCUUACAAGAUGUCUUCACUGAAGUGAAUAACUGUACUAAUAGUAAUAGUUCAGGCUCUAACAGCUCUGAGAUAUCGUGCAACAAUUGUACAGACUGUCUUGGUAUGUCUGAUGCUGAUUACAACUUGCUUUAUGCUAUAUAUGCUUGGACAAAUGCUGUAGUUGUCAUUGCUGCUGGAUUUCUAAUUGACAAACUUGGCAAUAGAGUUGGUGUAUUUCUAUUUUCUACACUUUGCCUUCUGGGAUCAUCAACCUUCGCUGCUGGUGCAUUCCUUAAAGGUACUUCAUAUCUUUUGCCAAUAAUGCUGUUUGGUCGUUUGCUCUUUGGGUCUGGAAAUGGUUCUCUCACCAUUGUGCAGAGUCGAGUCACAGCCUACUGGUUUAGAGACAAAGAGUUAGCUAUGGCUUUUGGAAUAACUUUAGCAUUUUCCAGACUUGGAAGUGUGCUUAAUUUUUUCUUGACACAACAGUUUGAGGAAAAGUAUGGUUUAAUCUGGACAUUGUGGGGAGGUGCCAUGCUGUGUGCUCUGGGUUUUAUUUCUGCCAUUAUUCUCAGUAUUUUGGAUAAAGUUGGUGUCCAACAACUAGGAGAUGAUGGAACUUUGAAAUCAGAAUCCAAGAAAUUAAAAUUGUCAGACAUUACUCGUUUCUGUCUUCCAUUUUGGCUUGUAGUUCUGUCUAUCAUGUUCUUCUACAAUGGAGUAUUUCCAUUUGUUGCUGAUGCCAGUAAGUUCAUUACAACCAAAUAUGGGUUUGACAAAAAGCCAUCAUCUUACAUAGCUGGAGCAAUCUAUGAUGUAUCAAUGGUUUUUUCUCCUUUCCUUGGAGGAAUCAUAGAUGUAUUUGGCAAGAGAGGCUACAUUGCCAUGGCGACGGCUGUCCUAACUAUUCCCGUCUUUGGGCUUCUGGCAUUUAGCUAUGUUCAUCCAUUAGUGUGCACACUAUGGUUAGGUAUCACAUACUCAUUUGCCGCUGCCAGCAUGUGGCCCAGCAUUCCUUUAGUGGUGUCCCAGUCGACACUUGGCACAGCUAUGGGACUGACCACCAGCAUACAGAUGAUUGGUAUAGGCAUCUCUAAUGUUGUUGUAGGACAGAUACUUGGACAGGAAGACCAUACUGACUCUGAGACAAAGUUACACCGCUGGAAAUUUGUAAUGAUAUUUCUUUUAGGAAACACUAUUUGCUGUAUUGUUGCUACUUUUUUCUUAAAUGUUGUGGAUAAACGUCGAGGUGGAAUCUUAAACAUUAGCAGACGUGACAAGCUAGAAGCUCAAAAGAAGAAUAUGGUCGAGAAUUCACAGAAAGAUUCAGAUAAUUUCAAUGGAGAGGAAGAUCUACUUUUGCCUGGUGGUUCUGGGCGUAAAUAUUUACAAGAUGGCAAUGCACUCAAUUAACUUUUUAGAUUUGUUAAUUAACAUAAAUGGAAAUUUUAUUCCCAGCGUUGUGUUUUGUUUGGAAAGAUUUAAGAUGUAAACAAAUCUAGUCAUUUUAUUUUUACUUUGGUUGGUAUACUACACUGCACAUAAAUUUUAAUUCAAUUUGAUAUUAGUGCAUGCACUUAAUUGAACAGCAUUGUGUAUAUCUGCAGAUGUCACACCAAUGUGUUGUAUUUGUUCAAUACAAAAGUGUCUUCCUUGAAUGUAUGAAUUUCUAUUUUGAGUUCUUUCUUAAAUGUUUUCAAAAUAUACAUGCCUAUUAUGUAAAGAAAAAGGCUGCAUAAUAAUAAUGGCAGACAAAGUCCAGACUGUUUUGUUAAUAGCUUUUGGGAUACGAAACAUUUUUUCUUGUAUUGCAAAAAAAAAAAAAGGGUAGACAAAAUCCAGA
This is a messenger RNA of Biomphalaria glabrata, 2264 nucleotides long. Its product is annotated as major facilitator superfamily domain-containing protein 1-like. The transcript is spliced from 13 exons. NCBI's taxonomy places the organism in Eukaryota, Metazoa, Mollusca, Gastropoda, Planorbidae. Gene Ontology annotation, biological process: transmembrane transport. Bases 338 to 1834 code for a protein of 498 amino acids. Gene Ontology annotation, molecular function: transmembrane transporter activity. The record is from RefSeq and is a predicted model, not a curated record.